AUGCUGCGUUGCACGCUCGGCUGCCGGGCGCUGCCGACGGUGGAACGGCGCAAGCGGAAGGGGCAACCAACGCGGCCGGGACUUCCAGAUCUUCCAAAGAGUGCGGGCGGCUACGUGUUCCGGCAGUUGCGUCCCUACCUCCCUAUAGCGUGGCAGUAUGGGUGGCGGUGGAAAAUGCUCCAGGGACUGUGGCUCGGCUCAGCCCUUUCCUUUGCCGGUUAUUUGCUGUACGUUAUUUACCUCCGUGACUCCGAUGAGGCCAUUGCUGCCAAGGCGGCAAAGUACACAUAUGUGCGAAACGAGCGGGGAGAGGUGGUUGACAUUGGCUACAAACCGCUUAUUGAUGCCAGCCGCCGUGCAGAACGACGGGCCCGACGGUUACUGGAGGAGGAGGAGGAUGAAUGA
Molecule: messenger RNA, 405 nt
Organism: Trypanosoma conorhini
Lineage: Eukaryota; Euglenozoa; Kinetoplastea; Trypanosomatida; Trypanosomatidae
Exons: 1
Coding region: 1-405 (134 amino acids)
Source: RefSeq, a predicted model, not a curated record